Molecule: messenger RNA, 1833 nt
Organism: Thermothelomyces thermophilus ATCC 42464
Lineage: Eukaryota; Fungi; Ascomycota; Sordariomycetes; Sordariales; Chaetomiaceae
Exons: 3
Coding region: 273-1517 (414 amino acids)
Biological process (GO): deoxyribonucleotide biosynthetic process
Molecular function (GO): oxidoreductase activity
Source: RefSeq, a predicted model, not a curated record
GUGUUGACGCCGCAUUUACCGGAGCGGAACGGGCCCAAGUCGCGUCGACGCGAACCCCUGCAGAACAGAUUUAGCAGGGUGGGACCGCGUGCAGACGUGCUACAUUUAUAUCGAGUCGCGCUCGCAGUUCUUCCUCCAGAUCCUGCUCUUGUCUGCACAACUUCCAACCCAUUCCUUCAUCAGCACCAACAAUUGCCUCUUGACAUCCUACACUCGGUGGCAAUUCCUCGUCACUUGAUCCCACAGCACGCACUAGUUCCAUCUCACAUACAAUGGCCGCGCAGGUUACCCCAUCGAAGCAGGCUACCUCGGCAAUUGAGGCACUGAAGAUGGAGUCUCCUGUCAAGAAGCUUGAUUUCUCCUCUUCCAACAAAGAGAACGCGUCCUUCGAUGCCGACCUCGCCACCCUGGAGGCAGAGAUUGACGCCAACCACCAGAAGAGUGUCAUGGACAAGAAGGAGGCGCCAAAGCCCUCGGUGGCCCCUACCAUCAAGCCUGAGGAGGCCGACGAGCCCCUUCUUCAAGAGAACCCCCAGCGCUUCGUGCUGUUCCCCAUCAAGUAUCACGAGAUCUGGCAAAUGUACAAGAAGGCCGAGGCCUCGUUCUGGACCGCCGAGGAGAUUGACCUUUCCAAGGACCUUCACGAUUGGAACAACAGGCUCAACGACGAUGAGAAAUACUUUAUCUCGCAUAUUCUCGCUUUCUUCGCCGCAUCUGACGGCAUCGUCAAUGAGAACCUGGUCGAGCGCUUCAGUGGCGAGGUUCAGGUCCCGGAGGCCCGCUGCUUCUACGGCUUCCAGAUCAUGAUGGAGAACAUCCAUUCGGAGACCUACUCUCUGCUCAUCGAUACCUACAUCAAGGAGCCCGCUCAGCGCUCUCAUCUGUUCAAUGCCAUCGAGACCAUCCCCGCCAUUCGCAAGAAGGCCGACUGGGCCCUUCGCUGGAUCGCUGACAAGAAGUCCACCUUUGCGCAGCGGCUCGUUGCCUUCGCUGCCGUCGAGGGUAUCUUCUUCAGCGGCGCCUUUGCGUCCAUCUUCUGGCUCAAGAAGCGCGGCCUCAUGCCCGGCUUGACCUUUUCCAACGAGCUGAUCUCUCGGGAUGAGGGUCUCCACACCGACUUUGCUUGCCUGCUGUUCUCGCACCUCAACCACCGCCCCAGCAAGCAGGUGAUUGAAGACAUCAUUGUCGACGCCGUCCGCAUCGAGCAGGAGUUCCUCACUGAGGCCCUGCCUUGCGCCCUGCUCGGCAUGAAUGCCAACCUGAUGAAGCAGUACAUUGAGUUCGUUGCCGACCGCCUGCUUCUUGCCCUCGGCAAUGAGAAGGUGUAUAGGUCGACGAACCCCUUCGACUUCAUGGAGAACAUCUCCCUCGGAGGCAAGACCAACUUCUUCGAGAAGCGCGUCGGCGACUACCAAAAGGCGGGCGUCAUGGCCAGCACGAAGAAGUUUGUCCAGGAAGAUUCCGAUGAGCCCAAGGGAGAGAACGGCGGCGAUUUCACGUUUGACGAUGACUUCUAAGCUCUUGUCGGCUGGAUGGUCCGUUUUUGUUCUCUAAUACCCCUCUUUGUGUCGAUACAUGCUCUCCCCCCCUUACGAUGUCUUCUGGCAUAGAAGUGGGAGGGUUGUCGGCUUACGUCGCCUCGUGGAGAGGUUGGAUAUUGUUUUCGCGUGUACAAUGCUGCGCGGGUGGGACCGUGUUAGCAUGGCGGCGUUGGGCGUUGCUUGGUGGUUCCUGGGUUUUACUUAUGAAAGGAAUGCGGCGGAGACGAAGAAACGUCCUUGGUUAUGUAUGAGUAGACUCUCAUGCUAGGGAUAAAAACACGAAUAUGUCCGA